GUAGAACGUUGCGGAAGUGGUUGGCUUCUUCCCCUUCGCGAGAUCGUUGAUCUCUGCCGUUUGAGGUUUUAGCCCCCAAUAUCGCCCAACAUUCCAUCCUUGUCUGUCCUCCUUGAUUCCAAGCAUCGACCUCCUCUCAUCCUCGGUUAAGAAACCGAGAAAAAGCAAAGUUACGAUCAUAGCCCUUCAAGGACAAAAUAAGCAUAUCCUGGUAAAAACGUGUCGACUUUUAACGCGAUGGCUUCCGAAUAUGAUUUCGUGGUGGUUGGAAGCGGACCUGCGGGCUGUGCGCUCGCGUACGGUUUGGUUCACUCGGCUAAAAAGCCCAAGGUUCUCCUGCUCGAGGCCGGUGGCAAAAAUGGAGAUCCCAACCUCCGCGUCGACGGGCAGCGUUGGUUGACCUUCACCAACAAAGACGUCAACUGGGGCUACAAGACGACACCCCAGACUCACUGCGCCGGGCGCGAGCUCGACUACUCUAGGGGUCUCGGUCUCGGCGGAUCUAGCGCCAUCAACUUUGGCGUCUUCACCGUCGGCGCCCGCGACGACUACGAUGAGUGGGCACGCAUCGUCGGCGACGACGCCUUCCGCUGGGAGCACGCCCAGGCACGGCUGAAGCGCCUGGAGAACUUCCAGUCCAACCCCCCGGCGGGCGUCAGCAGCAAGUACGCGGCACCCAAGCCCUCGGACCAUGGCUCGGCCGGCCCUCUCCGCGUCGGCUACGCGGCCGAGUGUGAGGCCGACCUCGUCCCGCUGCUCGACGCCUUCGAGCGGGCCGGCUAUCCCCUGAAUCCCGACCACAACUCCGGCAACCCGAUCGGUAUGUCCUUGCUGAUCAGCUCGGCGCACAAGGGCCUCCGCUCCACGUCGCACGACUUGCUGGUACCAUACCCGGAGAACCUCACCGUCGUGACCGAGGCGCCCGUGCAGCGCGUCUUGCUGGACGGCAAGAGGGCCGUCGGCGUGGAGGCGAACGGGAAGCGGUACCUGGCUUCCAAGGAGGUCAUCAUGACCGCCGGCUCGCUCGACACCCCGCGGAUCCUCAUGCACUCCGGCAUCGGGCCGAAGGAGCAGCUCGAGAAGUACAACAUCCCCGUCGUCCAUCCUUGCGCCGCUAUCGGCCAGGGUCUGCGAGACCACGCCUUCGUCCCGCUCGUCUAUACCCGCAGGGAGGGUAGCACGGACCGCGCCAGCUUCUACGGCAACCAGGCGGCCAUGGAUGCCGCCCUGGAGGAGUGGAAGCAGCACCGCACGGGGCCUUGGACCAAGUUCGCCACCGAGAUGGCCAUCGGCUACUUCAAGUCGGACGCGAUCGCGUCCUCGGCCGAGUUCAAGUCGCUCCCCGCGGACGAGCAGCGGUACCUCAACGCCGAGACGGUGCCGCACUACGAGGUCUUCACCCACUUCCCCAUCCACUGGUUCCUGCCGGGCUUCCGGAACGAGGACCUCAACUACUCGUGCCUCCUCGUCUUCCUGUACAACGCCCAGGCGCGCGGGACCGUGACGCUGCAGUCGUCCGACCCCGACGUGCCCCUGCUCUUCGACCCCAACUUCCUCGCGCACCCCUUCGACCGCCGCAGCGCCAUCGAGGCCCUCCGCGAGGUCCUGCGCUUCACCAGGACGGAGGCCUACGCCAAGGACAUCGUCUCCACCAUCGCCGCGCCCAAGUCCGACUCGGACGAGGACCUGCUCGCCUACUGGGAGCAGACCAUCGGAUCGAGCUGGCACAUGACCGGCACCGUCAAGAUGGGCAAGCCGGGCGACGCCGACGCCGUCGUGGAUAACAGCUUCCGGCUUAUGGGCAUCGACGGCCUGCGCGUUGCCGAUAUGAGCGUCGUCCCUGUGCUGGCGAGCUGCCACGUGCAAGCUGUUGCGUAUAUCACCGGCGCCACAUGCGCUGAGAAGCUGGUGAAGGAGUAUGGUCUCGAGUAAGAGAGUGCCAGAAGGAAAAGAAGAAGGGGGGGGAGCAGCAGGGCUAGGGCCCCAACUGUUUGUGUGUGUGUGCCAGAGCCGAAGGUAAAGGGGGUGACACCUUGGGGGGGGGGAAGCCAUUUCUCGCUUAAGCCAAGGCAGCGGAACGGUUGCGCCAUCAUCCCUGCUGUUGCCAGAACCCGAAGCGGCUUUAGGAGGCCACAACAACACUACAUGUCGCCGUCAGACCUGGUUCCUUGUCGUAACGCCCAUCCUUGCUU
Messenger RNA from Thermothelomyces thermophilus ATCC 42464, 2192 nucleotides. RefSeq lists its product as uncharacterized. Gene Ontology annotation, molecular function: flavin adenine dinucleotide binding; oxidoreductase activity, acting on CH-OH group of donors. Lineage: Eukaryota; Fungi; Ascomycota; Sordariomycetes; Sordariales; Chaetomiaceae. The transcript is spliced from 3 exons. The coding region runs from base 238 to 1932 and encodes 564 amino acids. The record is from RefSeq and is a predicted model, not a curated record.